CGAUAAUUUCACCGGGCUGAAAUGUUACGCGACCAGUUUUCUAUAAUAUAAUCUUGCUUUAAUUCAGUGAUCGGAGUUAUAUUAACCUAUUUUCGGAUGAUGUGGUAGAAUUCUACCCUUCGAUUUUCUGCUGUUAAAUUUGCACUUGUAGACACAUUGCAGCAUUUUUUCUCACGUGCGAGCUAAUGGAAUUCUCUUUGAAGAUGUCAAAAACCUUGAUUUUACAAAUCUUUAUAGUUGUAAACAUUUUAAUGUGCACCGCACUUAGAUCAGCUGCUAGGGAAAAGAAAGCCAAAUGCCCAACGUGUAAAGACAUCGUAGAAGCUUUCAAGAAGGUAAAUAUUAAAUGCUUUUAUCUCACCUACUCCUAAUUAUUGCAUUACAGAACUUUGUCAAAUGAUUAAUUAUGGGGCUAAGUCAGCUUAGGUAUAUUUUGUGGUGUCGUAUUUCGUAAGAUUGGAUAGAAAUUUAAUGGACGGUUUCGAUUUUUGUUUCUGGAAAAAUUAUCCAUUGUUUAUUUUUUUUUGCUUUGUUUUUUUUUCUAAUUUUUGGCCUAAAUAUCCCUAAUGUUAUAACAGAGAGGAUGUGCAGUAAAACUUUGACAAAAGUUUGAGAGACGUGUUAGAAUUAUAUAACAAAUGCAUAAUUAACUCUUAAAUCUUAAGUAUUAGAUUUUUUUUUUGCCCUUGAUCUUGCUAUAUAUCUAUAUUCCUUGUAACUGAUUUGAGGAAAUUUGGUGCUAAAUCAAGGUAAUACCUUCUAGCUGAUGAUUUGUCAAUUCUUGUGAAUUCUUUGCUGUUUAAUCUUUGGUUAUUACAGAACUUUUUGAAGUUGAGCCAUUCUUUCUUAUGUUAUAUUUUGGUAUGCAGAUUUUAGGAGAGAUGUGAGGAAUAAAAAAUUUGACUGUAGCUGUUUUAAGGUGACUGGAAUAAAUUUGCAUCUUUGAGACAUCUUUUUUUAAUUAAAAUUACUAUUUUUAGGGAAAAGAAAAAACAGCAAAAGCUAACUUUGGUGGUGGAAACACAGAUUGGGAAGAGAGGAAACUUGGAAGCUAUGCAAACAGGUAUUUUUUGGAAAAAAAACUUUAUUCAAACUUUUACCAUGACAUUAUUUUACUAUGACUCAGCUAAAUCCACCAAUCACAGAAUUGAUCACAAUAACCAUAGCAACAACCACUUACCUUGAAAAGAAAACUGGGAAAUUUCCAAAUUUUUUACUUUAGACACUUUCCUUAGCAGAGACGUUUGUCCUAAUUGUAUUUUCUUUCCAGAUAUUGUAUUGGUUUGAUUAAUUGGUAACAGGACUUUGUGUCGUCCAGUUCUGUCUGUAAUCAUACUUAUUAUUGACAAAUCACAGGCUGAAUUGGACCCCACUCGCUCCUAUUACCAUUAUUAAGCUGUAAUAGUCUCCCUUGACUAAGUCCUUAACCCCUUAACUACCAUGAGUGAGCAACAGAUAAGUGAUGAGAAUAGAAAAAAAUAUCAAUUAUGAGAUUACUAUCAGAUCCAAUACCAAAUUCUCCAAACUAACUUAAUGAGAAUCAUUUGGCAGACAGUAAGGAGAAUUACUAAUGAGAUCUUGAGAGUUAAAGGGUUAAGGCCUGUUUCUAUUGUCUUCCACCUGUAUUGAAUGGCCACUUAAAGCAGAACCUCUCAAAUAAAACUAAGAAUUAUCUCUCAAGUCAAAUUUAUUCUCAAAAUCAAUGUUAGUAAUUUGAGAAUUCCCACAAGUUAUUGCAGAUUAUUGUUUUUCUUUGGACUGUUAGGACAACUAUUAUGCACAAACAAAGCGCAAGUCAUUUGCUGGUCAGGCUGUAUUAAAGGGUCAACUUGUACUAAACUGUCACCCCACUAUUCCCCAUGGGUGACUGCCUAACCCUUUAACUCCCAAGAUCUCAUUAAUAAUUCUCCCUACUGUUUGCCAUACAGUUCUUAUAAUGUUAGUUCAGAGAAUUUGAAUUGGAUCAACCAAUUAUCCCCGAAAUUGACAUUAAUUUUUUCUUUAUUCUCAUCACUUAUCUGGUUGAUAUUGUUUUGAUAUUGUUAGGAGAAAUUCUGUCUUGGUCACUCUUGGGAGUUAAAGGAUUAAUACAGGUUUGACUGUAGUGGGUUGUUGUCCCUUUUCUUUGAUACACUCAGGAAAGUUACCAGUUUCUUGGUGAUACCACAUCUCUAGUCUGGAAUCCCUCUGCUAUGGAAAAAACACUGACUGAUGAUGUACUGUGGGGCACAAACAAAUUUGUACCAUGUUAAGUGGAUUAAAUAAUACCCUAGAGUUCAUACCACACCCUUUUGAAAGAGUGCAACUUUUUAUUUUAGGAUUAUACCUGAAGGGAAAAACUUCUGGUACAAACAAUUGGUGGUUAAUGUUCUUUUGUUUUCUUUUUGACUAGUGAAACCAGACUAGUUGAAAUUAUGGAAGGACUUUGUGAAGAUAGUGCUUCAGAGGUAAUUUUCUUUGGAAUUUAUCCCUUUAGUUCAAAAUGUUACUGUGAAGUCACAGGAUUGGAGUAUUCUAAAUUGUGCAAAAUAACUUAGCUUUAAAAUGAAGGCAAUUUGCGGAGGAUAAAAUUUUAAAGAGAUAUUUUGCAUUUUUGCCAUCAUUCUGUCUUUUUUACGCCUCCUUGAAGAAGGGCACAAGCUAGCCGAUGGUUCAGUCCCCUUGACUUCUCCUAGAAAAUAAACUGUCUUUGAUUGUCAAUUUUUUUCCUUUUUUUUUUUCUUUUUUUACAGUGCCAUGCAAUGGUUGAAGAACAAGAAGAAACACUAGAGGAAUGGUGGUUUACCCAGUAAGUGAGGUUUUGAUGGUUGAAGUUUAUUAUCCUAUUUCAGGGAAGUCACACGGAAAUCUCAUGACAUUCUUUAAGUACAGCAAUUUUGUGACCCAAAAAUAUCAAAAGUUUUUUAUUUAAAAACAUGCAGCCCUAACCUUUAAUGACUAUUUUCUUUUUCACAGCCAGUUUAAAAAUGAUGAUAUGAAUACUUGGUUUUGCAUUGACAAGUUAAAAGGUAAGUGUUGUACAUACUGAGAGUUCCUUUUUAUUGCUUUCCUAGCUGGAGUUCAUUAUUUUAAUCGGUUUAUCUUUUCUUUUUUUCUAGUGUGCUGCCCUAAUGGUACUUAUGGUUCAGAUUGUAAAGGUAUGCCUACUUAGCAGUCUUCAUUUACCACUGAUGAUUUGCAAAUUUCACCUUUUAUGGCUUUAGACUUCAACAGUGUUCACUUUGUAUGUGUUCUUUACAGUGAAAUGGCUUUCAUUUUAAUUUAUUAAUGAUCAGAGAAAUGUUUUGUUCAAUGUCAGACCCCAUGUUUGUCAUAAAGAGUUAGUCUCCUUGGCCCCUUUCCAACUUAAGCUAAUGUGAACCAAUUUUGUAUGUACUUAUUUUCUGUUGCUCAUUUAAAAAAUACAUUCAUCUCUUUCUAAAAGUUUUCCUUCUACUAUUUUGAAUCUGUAGAAUGUUCUGGAGGAAAAGAUACUCCUUGCAAUGGCAAUGGAAAAUGUGAGGUAUGUAAGUAUCAAUUUUGAAUGAAAGGGCUGAACUUUUAUACAGCUUAUUUUUAAGACAUUUGUUGCGUAAAAAUAAAUUGUUGUAACGGAAUUAACUCUUGGACCUAUGCAUUACCAGCUCUGUGUUGCAAGGAGUAAAACACAUGCACAGUGUUGACCUGAUUAUUUUAUUUUCAGCUUACCAGUAAAUGUCAGGAAUUGCAGUGCCCUUGUGAAAAGUACCCUAGUUUUAUAAUCAAUAUCUUUGCAAUGGUAUUUAGGGUGACGGCACAAGGGAAGGAACAGGAAAGUGCUCAUGUGACAGCGGGUAUGAAGGUGACUUAUGUGAUGAGUGCGAGGAGUUGUAUUUCGAGGAGCAAGAUGAAAAUUCUAAGCCUAAAUGCACUGGUAUGUAUUCUGCAAAUUAUCUUGGGUUCGCAACUCCUUGUGUUAUGUAUAAGACUUGAUUUAAAUCUUUAAAUUGUUUUUAGUCUGGUCAGUUGACUUAAGGUCAGUAAAGGAGUGCAAUGUGACUUGAACGAAAUGUUUUCGAGGCAGAAUGUUUUCUGCUAAUGUUAAUAGAAUGUCACAAACGAGGGACAAAGAAAAACAGGAACAUUAUUUUAGGAUUUGAACGCUAAUUUGACAAAGAUUUUCUUGGUGUACGUAAACAGCUGGCACUUGACAACAAACUGUUGUUAAUUUUAACAGCGUGCCACGAGUCUUGUGCAGACAGUUGCUCUGGCGGCUCACCCAAAGACUGUGAGAAAUGCAAAGGAGGCUGGGAUAUGACAGACGAAGAUGGAUGUAAAGGUAUUUGUUGAAAAGUAUAUUUGGCGCGACUGUGUAGUUCCAUGUAUGCCCGAGAGCUGUGCUCCUGCCCUUUCUUAACGGAGUCCAAGAGCGAGGAGAAAGUUAAAGUUUAAGCAGAUUACAAACAAGACGAGGGAUAGGGAAAUGCAAAGAGCGGGGAGUAACAUGCAGGUUGUCUGUCUCAAUGUUAAGUAAAUGCUUGAUAAAAGUCAUCGUGAGAAAAGCGCGGAAAAACGUAUGGAAUUAGUAACAAGCGUUGGUUGACAAACAACGCAUACCAAGCGCAGGAAAAGAUACAGGUAGAGAAAAGUGCGGGAAAGGAUAUGCAAGGAUUAUAUACGUGGUAAGGCGUAAAGACUGGAAUUGGGCUUACAGGUAGGAUAACGUACAACGCAAGCCAAGCGCGGGAAAAACAUAAGUGGCGGGGAGAAGCGCGGGAAAAUAAACGGAGCUCAGCGAACUCAAAACCAUAGCAAGCAUACCCUAUGCUUACUUUUGAGUUUUGACAACCGACGGGAUGCAUGUUGUUUUGAUUAAUGUAUUUUAUUCUUUUCAGAUAAAAAUGAAUGUGAUGAAGAAGAUAUCUGUGGAGAAGGACAGUAUUGUGUGAAUAAUCCAGGAUCUUUUGUUUGCAAAGGUAAUGUGUAUGACCCAUUAAUCGUGGCGAGUUUAUUGAGUGAUUUUCAUUUCGCCGACAUUCAGUUGUUUGAUUGACUGCUCGCAAACGUAGUCUCGAAGUUGUUACCAAACUCUCAUUCGAAGACCCAAAACAUAAAUGAAUGGCCAUCAUCUUGUACUUAAAGAAAACCUAACUCCUUUAGCUUGGGCAAUUCCAAGCUCUCAGACUUUGCGGGACAGCUAAAGAGCGAGCGGGCUACAAAAUGGCGGCUAUUCCGAUCCAUCCCUCCAUUCGGACAGAUAAUAAGUGACUUAACAAUUCACUUCAUAUGUAUCUUUUUCAGGCUGCGAUGAUUCUUGUGAAGGCAACUGCACUGGGGAGGGUCCAAAGGGAUGCCUUGAAUGUGCCAGCGGUUAUGUUAAGAAUGACGAAGAAGAAUGUAAAGGUUAGUUUAUUACAAGAAAUGAGGAGCACUUUGUUACUUGGGAUGUGAUAGAUAUAUCUCGCUGAGGUUUUAUUUGUUGCAAAAAUGCCACAAAACGCUCGUAGCACUCAACACUUUUAUGAAAGCAGCCUAAGUUAGUAGAAAUUCAGUUUUGAAAAUAACGAAAUUGCAUUUGUUGUUGAACUAAAGCUCAGCUGUAGACUAGGGGAGAAAGGGUGGAGGUUUGUCCAAGAGAACAUGCGAAUUGCCUUGGUAUAAAUUCCUAAAAGACGGUAAUAUGGGAAAACCCCCCUUCCCCCACCCCCUGUCAAAAAGUGCUGCCUUAGCGCUUGUUAAAGCUUCAGGUAAAUUGUUGAAAACCGCAUUUUGGACUGAAUUACUAGUUGCAAAAGGUGAACUUAAGUUCGAAUAUAUUUUGAAAUAUUUAAUUAACUUGAAAUUUUUUCCCUUAGAUGUGGACGAAUGUUCCGAGAAUUCAACCAUCUGUACCAGCGGAAAAUUUUGUGACAAUACCCCUGGAUCAUUUGUUUGUCGUAGUAAGAAAUCUUUCUGUCUGUCAAAAUUGUUUUCCAUCUGUCCAUCUAAGACGUUUUGAUAUUUAAGGAGAAGUUGUUUUUAAUUCCCCGUGCUUUUAUUUCAGCCUGUCACUCUGCUUGUGAGACUUGUAUUGGAGAGGGAUCUCGAGGUUGUACAAAAUGCAACGCUGGGUAUCAGAUGACCGAGAAUGAAUGUAAAGGUAAUAAUACGCUUUCUCUAUCAAUGAGAAUAUCAGGGAUAAACAGUGAACGCAAGCUAAGCGGUUCUACCUGUCUUAACCCUUUAAAUCCCAAGAUCUCAUUAGUAAUCCUCCUUACUGUCUGCAAUAUAGUUCUUGUGAUGUUAGUUUGGAGAAUUUAAUAUUGAAUGAAGUAAUAAUCCCCUAAUCAAGAUUUUUUCUUUAUUCUCAUCACUUGUCUGCUUGAUAUUGUAUUGAUAGCGUUAGGAGAAAUUCUGUCUUGGUCACUCAUGGGAGUUAUAGGGUUAACCCAGUUUCCGUAGCAUAAAGCGAGUUGGAGAAUUGCAACUCCUCAGUCCUGUUGGACGGGAUCAGUCUAGCCCGCGAGCAAGGCUUCGUUAGUAGCGCUGCAAGACGGAUAUUUCUCUGUCCGUGGAAAUAUUUCAGGCGAAUCACGGAGAGGUUUUCAGGGGGUUUGGCUCUAAUAAUCAGUGCCAGGCACCUUGCAGACCUCGCGGCGACUUACGUUGUUUAAGGCCUCACACUUUCCCGCGGGCGAAGAAACACUCGUGCCAAAGCACCAAUGAUGAGGGCCUGGUCGCCAGGAUUAGCCUUUCAUAGUUGACCACCCUGUGAUUCGUCAAAUGCCAAGAAGAUUUGAACUAAGAUAUUUGAAAGUCGCCAGUUUGCGAUCGUACACCAUGACAUGGUCGCCAGAAAUUAUAUUUAGUCGCAAUUUUCCUUGGAAGAUGGCGACCAAGAAUUGAUGGUGUUUUGUGCAAAUGAUUAUCUAAGAGGUAAAAGCGUUACACCUUACAUGAACGUCGAACACAGUUUGUGAAUUGUCUUUUUCGUUGUGAAUUGUCUACUGCUCAAGUAGCGUUAAUACUUGCGAUGAUGACUCUCAUCUUCAUAGUUCGUGAAAUUCAUUAUGAGGACUUUCGCGGUCGCCGAAGUGUUUUCCACCCAUCAUGUCGACCAAAUCGGUCACCGCUUAGAGCGCUGCAUUUACACACACUGAUGGCGAAAGACCGUUUGAGUCUUACAUAAGGGAGCCAACUAAGGCGGACAGUUCGAUGUGAAGUCUAGCGUGGCAAACAUUAGGCCACUAAGUUCCCCACGAGAAAUCUUCAAAACGAAGAAAAAUUAUUUAUGUUAUUAUUUAGAUAAGGACGAAUGUUCCUCAGACGAACACAACUGCGACCGAGAAUCAGAAAAAUGCCGAAAUAUGCCGGGUAGUUUCACCUGCGAUUGUCAGAAAGGCUUCAAACGUGAUGGGGACAAAUGUGUGAAAAAGAAAGGUAAAAAAAAGAUGGACAAAGGCAAAAAGACAGUGGAAGAAGAGCUUGCAGAUGUGCUAAAAAAGGGCGACUACUUCAGCGAAAUGCAAAUGAAAUUUGGUUCCGUCUUAUUCGCAUUAUUUUUCGCUUGUGCAGUUGCCGCUGUCAUGAAACGCAGCUUGCUUGCUAUAGUUGUUAUGACUGUUGUGUAUGCUUUCAUUUGGUGGUACUUCAGAACGUGACAGUUGUGGACACCUGAGGUAGAAGAAAGAUUCUGCGUGGUAGAUGUAGGUCUGAUUGUGGAGAUGAAAUGCAAGAUCUGCAUAAUCAGACCCAUUCACUUUUUGAAGCUUUUAGGUCUGAACACUUAUUUUAGUGGUAUCCCCCGAGAGAGUUUUUUAGAAAAAGAUAGACGCCCGUGUUUUUUCUUACCUCCGAACCACGUGUUGCUGUUAAACCAAAGCCUUCGUAGAGUCAAUUCGUGCGUUAUACAUGUUCUAUUAGUUGAUUGAGAUACCUGACUGGAGGUAUCAAUUCUUCUGAUAUCAUAUAAAUUUUUUUUCAAUCUUGAUAAAAAAAAUACAGAGAGAGUUAAGUUCAGGGAGAUCAGGAGGUUGUCCAUUUUUAACAUCUUAAAAGAUGUUAAUGUAGCCUGAAUCGUAUAAAGUUUAAUAUAUCAAUACAUCUAUCGAAUCAGAGGGCCGUUGUUUGUAAUUGUUGGUUGAGCCGGGUUGGGAACUUUGCGAUCCUAAACAAGCUUGGCUCUUUAGAGAAAUUUUGCACCACGAAAAGAUUUUAAAAAUAUAAAUGAAGAGCUCCUUUUAUUUCAGCCGAAAGGCAGUUUAUCUACCUACCUUAAUUUAGCUUAAGUUUUACAAAAAACAAUUGAUAAUUUAGCUCGUUUAUAAACUUUGACAAUUUAGAGUAACAUUUUGCCUAUAUUAAUACUUUCAAAAACCCCAUUAUUAAGGAUGAAAUUUAGUUGCAGGAGUUUUAUGUAUCUCUUGCGUGACAACAUAGUAGUGUCACGUAAUUCGAGUUACACUGUGCUAAUGACGUAACUUACUCUUAAAUGCUUUUAUCUAGAAAUUCACUUGUGUGGUGUCACUUUUGCUGUUGUUGCUUCUCUUUCUAUCGGGUU
Molecule: messenger RNA, 8497 nt
Organism: Pocillopora meandrina
Lineage: Eukaryota; Metazoa; Cnidaria; Anthozoa; Scleractinia; Pocilloporidae
Source: the annotation of a GenBank genome assembly